Messenger RNA from Musa acuminata subsp. malaccensis (wild Malaysian banana), 525 nucleotides. Lineage: Eukaryota; Viridiplantae; Streptophyta; Magnoliopsida; Zingiberales; Musaceae. The record is from RefSeq and is a predicted model, not a curated record.
AUGGCUCUCAAGGCCAUGUCCAAGCACUUCAGAUGCCUUAAGAACAUGAUAUCUGACCAGCUUCGGCGGUCGAACAAUGGAGUGGGAGAUGAAGGGAUCGGCAUCGGCAGAGAAGAUGAUUCGAGCUUUGGGCUCCUCAACAGUAAUGGUUGCCUUGGGAGAACGAUUAAUAGCAAUGGCACAUUUGCUCAACCACAUGUUUGGUAUCCUACUGAUAUGGACAAGCAGAACUUGGCUAAACAAACAGGUAUCACCAGAAACCAGGUCUCUAACUGGUUUAUCAAUGCGAGAGUGAGGCUUUGGAAGCCGAUGGUGGAGGAAGUGCACUCCUUAGAGAUGCAUCAGAAGCAUCAACCGUCUGCCGGCCGUGAACAACCUCGUCCACAUUCAUCUUCGAAGGUGAGCAUGUUCGGUGGUGCAUCCAACCAUGAGCGUGUCUCGCUCACCCUCGGCCUCGAGGAGUGCGGCGACGCUUAUUUCGGGAAGGACGUCGGCAGCCGCUUGCUGCAGGAUUUUGUUGGGUGA